Molecule: messenger RNA, 2600 nt
Organism: Copidosoma floridanum
Lineage: Eukaryota; Metazoa; Arthropoda; Insecta; Hymenoptera; Encyrtidae
Gene: Uggt
Product: UDP-glucose-glycoprotein glucosyltransferase
Biological process (GO): ERAD pathway
Cellular component (GO): endoplasmic reticulum
Molecular function (GO): UDP-glucose:glycoprotein glucosyltransferase activity
Source: RefSeq, a predicted model, not a curated record
AUGUCCAUUUCAAAAAAGUUUCUUACGGAAGCUAGAAUCAGACUUAUGAAAUUAGGACUCUCUCUUAGAAUUUACUCUGCAAAAGUUGAAAUGUUUUUCAAAAUGGCUGAAGAAAAUACAAAUUUUUUUAAUAAUUGUUAUAAUUUUAUAGACGUUGGUGGUGAAUUUAUCUGUGAUUUAGAAGAAGUCAAACUAUACGUAGAGAACAAUUCAUCAUUCACUUCCGACACAUACAGCAUAGACCAUUUUUAUAACGGCAAAAAUAAUGUUAAAAAGACAUUUAUUUUAUAUGGUCUAAUUGGUACCAGUGGAUUUCUUCCGCUGCACACUUAUUUACGAUCCUUGGCUGAAAGUAAUAAAAUAAACUAUGUUCUUCGUCAUCACGCAAAGGUUAGAGCACACCAAAAUUUGCGUCUUUCUGGUUAUGGAGUCGAAUUACAAAUUAAAUCAACUGAGUAUAAAGCCAGUAAUGAUUUAGAGGUAAACAAUAAUGAAAAUCAAUCAAAAGAGAAUACCAAAAAAGAAAUCAACGAUGCAAGUGGCAUAAAUUUCUCUCUACUUGAGAAACUUAGUCCUGUGAAGCGAAAAGAUUUAAAUAAACUGCAAAAGUAUGUGUCGGAAAACAUCCAUGAAGUAGGAAGUUUGAAAAUUUGGCAAUUUCAAGAGUUAAGUCAUCAAGCAGCUUAUAAAAUAAUUAGUUCUUUGCCAAGUGAAGUCAUUAAUGUAUUAACCGAAAUAUCUCAAAAUUUUCCGAUGCAGGCAAAAUCAUUAUUAAAAUUGAAAAUAAGUGACGAAAUGAAGAAAGAAAUAAAAUUGAAUCAAGAUGUAUUUUUAGCUAACUUGAAUAUUCAACCGUCUGACACAGUAUUAUUUGUAAAUGGAAUUUUCUUCGAUGUAGAAACUAUCGAUGUUCUAGAACUUAAAAUUAUGGAGUCUUUUUACAAAAUAGGUAUUGAUAAAGAGGAAAUAUAUAAACUAUUGACCUUAGAACUUUCAACUGAUGUAGAUACUCUAGAUUAUGCAAUAGAUAUCCGUGAUUCUGCUAUCAUUUGGUUGAAUGAUAUUGAAAAUGACUCAAAAUAUUAUCGCUGGUCACCGUAUCUUACCGAGUUAUUGCGACCUUCUUUUCCUGGUCGAAUACGCAAUGUCCGACGAAACAUUUACAACCUUGUAUUAAUAUUAGAUCCUACUAAUAAAACGUCACUAUCAUUGAUAUCUUUAAUAGAAUCUUUGUAUUCUACGCAACUGAGAAUAGGUUUGGUAUUCUUGACAAAUUUCGAUAUGACAAUCUCUGGUGCAACUGAUGCAAGCAUAGCAAUCAAUAAUGCUUUUCAUUAUUUUAUGGAUAAUAAAACUCCUGAUGAUGCAAUCAAGUUUCUGUUUAGUUUACACAACAAUUAUUCCGAUGGUUUGAUAGUUAAUGAUGUAGAAAUGGCAGUGAAAAACAUUGACCCAAAAUUAAAUUUGGAUGAGAUAUUUAAUAAAGAGUCUGAUUAUGAUGUUGGUCGUCGCCUUGCCAAAGACUUUAUUGAAAAAACUGGAUUCAAAGCAUUCCCUCAAGCUCUUUUUAAUGGUGUUCCUCUGUCUACUAAGCUAGAAAAUGUUGAUAUUCUUAAAGAGACAAUAUUAUCAAUGGUUAUGUCUCAAACUUUGAUGAUUCAAAAAGCUAUUAUUCGAGGUGAAGUUACAGAAGAUGAUGAUGUUGUCGACUUUCUCAUGAAUCAAACUAAUGUAUUGCCAAGAUUUAAUGAAAGAAUAUUGAAACCUAAAGAAAACUGUUGGCUGAAUACAGUGGGCUCUAUUCCGGAAAACACUUAUUACGAAAAAUGGAAUUCCGAGGAUUUAACUGCCUGGAUGAUAAAAAAUCUGCAGUAUCUUUAUGCUCCAAAAAAAACAGCUCAAUACCAUCUGUACACAUUAUGGCUUACAAUAGAUUUACAUCUUAUAUCAGGAAGAAAAUUAUUAAAGGAAGCCUUAGAUUAUUUGAAAUCAAAUGCUGAUGUGAGACUAUCAGUUAUAUUGUAUGAUAGUAAACUGCAUGAGUCUAAAGUAAAUAUUAAUAAAAUUGCUCUUGCCGCUAUCAGUGCGUUAAAUGUCAAAAAAUCCUAUAAAUAUAUCUACGAUCUCAUAAGUGGUGAUACAUUUCAAUCAAUCAGCAAUGGAACGUUUUUAAUCGAGGACUCUGCCAUUCAACAAAACUUGCAAAAUCAAGAAUUUGUGUUGCAAGUUCAUAACUACUUCUCUUCAAAAGUAUUAGGUGUUCAAGAUAGUAAUAAUGUUAUUGUAUACAAUGGUCGUAUUAUUGGUCCUCUCAGAGAAAAUGAAGAAUUCACCAGCGAAGAUUUUACUCUCUUAGAAAGAUUGAGCCAUAAUUUUUAUGGGGAUAAAAUUUUCAACUUCAUUUUGAAAAAUGAUUUUUUCAAAAAUAGUAAUGAUUUCUUGAAUUUCUCCAAACUUAAGAUUAUUUUCUCCGAUGUUCGCUACUAUUAUAGUUCCCGAUUUAUAUGUGACAUCUUUCACAACAACAUUACUUAGACAAUAUUUAUUUUGAUAAAGAAGAAAAAAAAAAGUUGACAACAUCAUUAAAUAUGACGCUACCG